AUGAUGGAUAUGGAUGCGCCUCCUCUACCACCACCACUUCCACCUCCUCCUCCUCCUCCAGGUCCAACUGAUCCUCGCUUGUCCAACCAACCUCCUCGUCCUUCUAUCAUUACCUCGCUGCCUCGUUCAUCUUCAACCCCUAUUCCAAUCUCGGCCGCAAAUCUAUCACUUCCAACUCCGCCCAGCACCUCACAAACGCAGUCCAACAAUGACAUUACUCUAGCUAAAGCGGGGAGCUCUGGAGGGCUGAGACCCCAAGAUCCCCCCGUGCUGGAGCUGGAUUCAAGCAACAUCCUGACGAUAUUGGCCAAGUUCAACGAGUCACACUUUAAUCUUCUUAACCAACAAAAUCAGAAGAAGCGCCUGGAGGAUAUUGCUGCCCAGAAUAAGCGAGAUGUUGAUCGGGCGAAGACUAUGAAAAUGUAUCCUGCCACGGCUGAGAUGUACCAGCAAAUGAAAGAGAAAAGCGACAAUGAUAUCAGCAGGCUGAAUCAGUCUCUGAAUCAGCAUCAGGCCAUAUGUCAGCAAAUUACCGCUGAGUUUGUGAAGCAUCAGCACCUUCUCUCACCUCCGGCUAAAACCAAACCUGUGGAGCCUGUGGAGCCUGUGCAAUCUCCCGAGCCCUCUGGAAUCGAAAUUGAGAGGAUUAACAAGCUAGAAGCGGAGCUUAAUAGGCUUAAAGAAGCUAAGUCGGGAACGCAGACUAGUAGCAACAUGCCUUCCAAGAUUGAAAACUCUAUUGUGGAACAUUCCACUCGAAUUUCCCGCAUGCUGAAAGACAUCGGUGAACUCUCCACCUGGCGAAAUGAGAUCAGAGAGGGGAAAACAAAACUACCCUUAGAGUCUAUGCCCGUGGAGUGGUCAGCUUUGGCAGGGGAGGUGACCACGGUCAAGGAGAAUAUCCACCCCAACUUAGAGCGAUCUCUUGCAACUGUCGCGCAGGUACCGUCAUUGCAAGCGCGUCUUGACCUCGCCGAGCAGAAAUAUUCCUCAAUCAUAACCCUUGAAUCAUCCGUUAAAAACAAUGAUGCUGAAACCAGUGGUCUAAAAUCCAAGAUCACUGACAUUGAGACAACGGUUAAUGAGCUGAACAAGAGAUUUGGCAACUUGGAAAUCCAAAGGGCCGAACCCUCUCAACAAGCUGCAGGCAAUGACCAGAGUUCUAUUCAAGGGGCAAUCAAUUGGACUGGCCGAUUUGAGGCCCUUGAGACUGCUCACUCGAAAUUGGAUGCCAGUAUGAAAGCCUUGCUGGCACAGGGGGCUGUCUGGACCGAGGCAUGUACUUCAUUGACCCCUGAUUUGAAAAAGCUCGAGUCAAAGCAAGACUCUUUCAAGGUGGCCCUACGGUCCAUCGAAAUGCGAUACGAAAAUAUCAACACUGAGAGCUUAGUCAAACAGAUGACCCACGCUAUUUGUGAGAUGUACCCCACGUUGCCCCAGAUAACGGACGAAGUCAAGGCUCUGAAAGCCGAAUUCAGCUCUAACACUCGAUCCUUGGCGGACCGGAUCGACAACUUAAAUGAAAAUGUUUCGUCAAUGCCUGAUGGCAUACUGGUCAAGGCGAAGGAUGCUGCAAUGGAUCAACUCCAAUCUUUCGAGCGUCAAUUAAAUGAAGUGGCAAAGCUUAACCAGCUCUUCGCCGACAGAUUCUUAUCAAUUGAGGAUCGGGUCGACAAGUUGUCAAGCAAUAUUGCGUCGAUUCCCGCUAAGUUGAAGGAGGUCACCGACUCUAUCAACGAUAUAGAGCAAGUCCAAGUUUCGCAUUCCGAUAGCAUAUCAAAAAAUCUUCAAAAUGUCAAUGACUUGCAGGAAAGCUCAAAUUCGCUGUCAACAGCUUUUCAAGAGCUAGCCGAUGAUCAUUCAGACGAUGUCAAAAGACUGGCCGACACAUGCGAUCAACUGUCUAUCGAAUCAAAAACCCGGGCUGAAACUCAAGAUUCACACCAUUACGCUCUAGCGGGGGCAUUUCAAACACUCAAGGCUUCACUUGAAGAACUCCAGACUUGGACAAGUAGACUGAAAAUUCUAGAACCAGUGGAAGACAUUGUGAACAUAUGUGGAGCAUUCGGUUCCCCGGAGAGUAUAGAUUCGAUGCGCAAACGGCUGGAAGCCCAGGAAAGUGUAUUUGCGGUCCUUGAUCAGCUACAAGCAUUGGAAUCAGAACACUCUGAACAACUAGGCCGCCUCGAAAAAAUGUCAGCGGAAUUGGCAGAGAAAGCGCGGCGGCUACAAGACGGUGAAGCUGCUCACCCAGUGGGUGUGGUUAGCGGUAGAGUUUUGACACCGGAGCUACAUAUUCGCGGCAGCUCCACUCUGGCACGCCCGUCAAACCCCAUCGAGCCUUCAAAUGAUUCUACUGGAAUACGAGAAAGCAAUCAGCCGCACCAAGUGACAGACUCUGGCGAUGAACAUGGGACAUUAGCUUCCUCCUCAGUCGUGGCGGGUCAUAGGACCCCAUUGCUUCUACCGAUUGGCCCCUCUGAGCCAUCAAAGAAGAAACAGAAGGUUCGCAAGCAGGAUGGGAAGCGCCCUAGACAGUCGACAGGCUCUGAUGACGAAUCCUCGGUCGCGACUGGUAAUGGUACCCCGGCGCUGUCAUCCUCUGGCCCCUCUGGGCCACCAAAGAAGAUACCUAAGAUUCGCAAGCACGAUAAUAAGGGCUCGACAGGCUCCGGCGAUGAGUAUGAGACCUCAACUGCCUCCCCAGCCUUGACUGGUACUAGCACCCCAGUGCGUCCACCUUCAGGCCCCUCUGGCCCAUCCGUCCCAUCGUCAAAGAAAAAGAACAAGAAAUCGAGGAGGAAAGAUAAAGAGAAGGCAAAGAACUAA
Messenger RNA from Penicillium longicatenatum, 2829 nucleotides. RefSeq lists its product as uncharacterized. The record is from RefSeq and is a predicted model, not a curated record. Bases 1 to 2829 code for a protein of 942 amino acids. The transcript has a single exon. Lineage: Eukaryota; Fungi; Ascomycota; Eurotiomycetes; Eurotiales; Aspergillaceae.